Closterium sp. Yama58-4 is the source of this 1836-nucleotide messenger RNA. NCBI's taxonomy places the organism in Eukaryota, Viridiplantae, Streptophyta, Zygnematophyceae, Desmidiales, Closteriaceae. The record is from the annotation of a GenBank genome assembly.
AUGACUGCGCCAGAAGUUGCCGGCGCAUCGGCGGAAGCGGAAGCGCAGGCGGAAGCGGAGGCGGACGACGGGGAGUGGCGGUACAGCCGCUUCCUGGCGGAGGUAGAUGCGGGGGAGGUGGCAUCUGUGGAGUUCAGCACUACGGGGUAUUCGCUCGUGGCUACCACCAAGAGCGGCGAUGAACACAAGGUGAUGAUCCCCACACUCAAGGGGGUAUCCACGGAACUGGCGGAUACUCUAGCGCGGCAGGGCGUGGAGACGAAGAUCGACGCGGGGCUGGACCCCAAGGUGGCCUUCGCCAUCGAGCUCGUCUUCGACACCGUGCUGCCGCUCAUGAUCGCCUUCGGCCUGCCCUUCCUGCUCUUCAACCAGGCGAACCCGUUCGGCCCCAACGGCCCCUUUGGCAGCUUCCUCAGCGGCAAGGGCAAGUUCCAGGAGGAGCCUGAGACGUCAGUGCGCUUCGAUGACGUGGCAGGGGUGGACCAGGCCAAGCUGGAGCUGCAGGAGAUGGUCGACUUCCUGCGCAACCCCGCCAAGUACACGGACCUGGGGGCCAAGAUCCCCAAGGGGUGUCUCCUGGCGGGUCCCCCAGGGUCGGGCAAGACGCUGCUGGCGCGCGCAGUGGCGGGGGAGGCGGGCGUGCCCUUCUUCUCCAUCGGCGCUUCUGAGUUUGUGGAGAUCUUUGUGGGGCUGGGUGCGUCAAGAGUCCGAGAGCUCUUUGAGAAGGCCAAGUCCAAGGCGCCGUGCAUCAUCUUCAUAGACGAGCUGGACGCGGUGGGGCGGCAGCGCGGGGGCGGCAUGGGCGGUGGCAACGACGAGCGCGAGCAGACCAUCAACCAGCUGCUGACGGAGAUGGACGGCUUUCAGGGCAACACGGGUGUAAUCGUGCUCGCCGCUACUAAUCGCCCUGACGUGCUCGAUGCGGCGUUGACAAGGCCUGGGAGGUUUGACCGGCAAGUCGUUGUGGACCGGCCGGACGUGAAGGGGCGAGUCAAGAUCCUCGAGGUCCAUUCCCGUGGCAAGCGUCUGGAUGCAAGUGUUGACCUAGAGAAGGUGGCCCGCCGGACGCCCGGAUUCACCGGUGCCGACCUGCAGAAUCUCAUGAACGAGGCAGCCAUCGCUGCAGCGCGCAAGGACCUCCCGGCAAUCACCGCCGAGGAGAUCUCAGACGCCCUGGAGCGCAUCACCAUCGGCCCCGAGCGCCGCGCAGCCGUAGUCUCCCUGGAGAAGCAACGCCUUGUGGCUUACCAUGAAGCCGGUCACGCGCUGGUGGCUUCUCUCCUUUCCGCGUUUGACGAUCCGGUCGAGAAAGUCACGAUUGUGCCAAGGGGAGGAGCUGGGGGGUUGACGUUUUUUGCGCCGAGCGAGGAGAGGUUGGAGAGUGGGUUGUAUAGCCGCGCGUAUUUGGAGGCGCAGUUGGCGGUGGCGCUAGGGGGGAGAGUGGCGGAGGAGAUUAUUUUUGGGGAGGAAAGGGUGACGACUGGGGCGAGCAACGACCUGCAGCAGGUCACCAGCACAGCUCGCAGGAUGGUGGAGCAGUGGGGAUUCAGCCCUGCAGUGGGACAGGUGGCGCUGGUAUCCAGUCGCGGCCCCAGCUUUCUCGGUAGCAGGGGCGGCGCGGCUAGCGAGGCGGAGUGUUCGCAGCAGACGAAGCUGGUGGUGGACGGUGAGGUUCGGCGGCUAGUGGACACGGCGUACAGGAAAGCCAAGAGUGCACUGGAGGAGAACAUUGGGCUGCUUCACAGAGUGGUGGAGGUGCUAUUGGAGAAGGAGAGCAUCAACGGGGAGGAGCUUCAAGCUCUCAUUCUCGAGUCCAAAGCCAGCCUCUACACCUGA